Messenger RNA from Didymella exigua CBS 183.55, 1033 nucleotides. RefSeq lists its product as uncharacterized. NCBI's taxonomy places the organism in Eukaryota, Fungi, Ascomycota, Dothideomycetes, Pleosporales, Didymellaceae. The record is from RefSeq and is a predicted model, not a curated record. The coding region runs from base 235 to 870 and encodes 211 amino acids. The transcript has a single exon.
CGCGUGCGGAUUUUGCCAAAAGUAACCAAUCGUGGGCCCACAAAAGUCGGCUACAUACAUGGCCCCACACGGCUCAGAAGCAGUUCGUGUCCCUCGGAAGAGCAUUUCGAUGUCGGAUGUGUUCCUGGCAUGAACGGUUCAGCCCUGAGGAUCUCCCAGUGGGUGCGUGAUGCAGCCCAUAUCACUAUCACAGUUCCAUAAACGUGCCUGUUCCUGAAUGCACGUGCAAAGACCAUGAGUUCAGUUACCCUCCAAGACGUUGAUGUGGUCGAAGCUCAACAGUUGCUGAGGCGCAACGCUCGGUUGUUGUCGGCUCCUCGCGAUCCCGCGCGUAUGGAUCAUGGAGUCAUUCAUCAUCACACAAGGCCAGAUGUGGGGGCACCACCCUCCAUUACCUCUGCUCUGAGCUGGCAACCGUUGUGUUGUUCAUCGAACGUCCGGGGGCGUGGAGUGUGGCGGCGCGCGGAAGGUGUGACUGACGUGUUCCACGAGGUGCAGGUUCCCGCUAUUCCCAAAAGAAACCCCAAGCUCAUGCAAUGGCUUUUGCAAAGCAAGAGAAAUGUGGUGAAGUGGAUCAGAGUGAGGCGAAGCACGCGUAAUACAGCGUUACAAACCCACAGGUUCGCACGCGAACCACAAAGGAUCAAAGCAGUUUUGACAACAAUUUAUGCAGUAGUGGGUUUGUCGAUUGCUUGGCUACAGGGUGGGAUGUCGAAGGACAGAGAUUUACGAGAAGUGUGGCAGUCUGUGUCGCCUACGCCGCACCGUAUGAUGAGGGCUUUCGUGUUGCAGACAAAAUCGGAUAAAAGUCCUAGGGUUCACAAAUGUGGGAGAGCUUCAGGGCUGACCUGUCGACGCUGUACUAAAUGACAGGACUUUCAGAGGCUACAAUAAGGUUUGCAUCGUAGCCAGCCUUUUCUGCAACGUAAGAGGAGGGCCGCGAGCAGUUCUGCCUAAUACCGCAGCUUUGCUGAAAAACGCCUUCCAAGAGUUGAACCAGCCGUGCCAGCCACAGCUGUUGUACCUCCAGAGA